Messenger RNA from Impatiens glandulifera, 1565 nucleotides. Its product is annotated as probable lysophospholipase BODYGUARD 4. The transcript is spliced from 4 exons. Lineage: Eukaryota; Viridiplantae; Streptophyta; Magnoliopsida; Ericales; Balsaminaceae. The record is from RefSeq and is a predicted model, not a curated record. Bases 74 to 1354 code for a protein of 426 amino acids.
UUCAAAAUUCUCCAUACUCUGUCUUGCCCAUACUCUCUCUCUCUAGCAAUCUCCACCAGUCAUUUUUCCUCCUAUGGAUUGGGAAGUUCUGUGGAGAAAAUGGCCCAGUAUAGCAGCUGAAUUCUUCAUCACAACAACGAGCUUUCUUGUCUUUCUGUUCCUCGAUCUUAUUGAGGUUAUCCUGUGUGUAUUCUAUAGAUACGUGGACGAGCUACUCGAAGGGAAGACCGCUCCAUGUUACUGUCAGAUCAGGACACAACAUAAUGGAGCCAUUGUUGAAUGUGAAAGAGAAAGUCUGCUUUCUGAAACACUUUUCGCCCGAAAAAACAUUUUCCGGGAAAAGGGUUUGCUUAGAUUCGCAACAAAGUGGGAAGAUUUUCGGACUGAAGAUUGUGGGUGGGUGAAUCAGAGGUGGUCCGAUUGUGGGUGUGAGUCGUGCGUUUCGUGGACGACCAAUGAUGAUAAGCUUCGUCUUCAUGUUGUGGUGAAAGAAGCAGUUUCAGAGGAAGAAGAAACAGAAAAUGUGAUAUUCUUGCAUGGUUUUAUGUCAUCUUCCUCAUUUUGGACAGAAACCAUUUUCCCUAACAUAUCUUUGCUCACAAACCGCAAGUUUAGGAUUUUCGCGGUAGAUCUUUUGGGAUUUGGAAGAAGCCCAAAGCCAAGGGACUGCUUAUACACACUGAAGGAUCAUUUGGACAUGAUUGAGAAUUCAACCAUUUUUCCUUCUCAGCUGAAUUCAUUUCACUUAGUUGCUCACUCUAUGGGCUGUGUACUUGCCUUGGCCUUAGCUGCAAGACACCCCCAUGCUGUGAAAUCCAUUACUUUGUUUGCACCGCCUUAUCUUGCUCAUGAUAAAGAAGAGGAAGCUAGUUUAAUGGCACUUGAAAGACUUGCUAUAAGGAGAAUAUGGCCACCGUUGUUGUUUGGUUCUGCGGUUAUGUCAUGGUAUGAGCACUUGGGCCGAUGUGUAUAUUUCGUGGUGUGCAGGAACCAUAAGAUCUGGGAGGGUAUUCUAAAGCUAAUAACUGGAAGAAGGAAUCUUGAUUUUAAGAUCAUGGACAUGACCCGACACACCCAUCAUUCAGCUUGGCACACGAUGCACAAUGUAAUAUGUGGCGGAGCAAAGUUUGUGGACGGAUAUUUGGAAAUAUUGAAGAGGUCGAAAGUGAAAAUAAAUGUAAUCCAAGGGGGACGAGAUAAAGUGGUUCCACCUGAAUGCAGUGCCAACUUGAAGAAAAAAGUCCCAGAUGCAGACUUUCAUAUCAUCCCAAACGCCGAUCACAGUGUGAUUUUCGGGAGAGAAAAUGAUUUAACCCGAUAUUUAGAGACCAUAUGGUGGUCAUGCAACGAGUGAGUCAUUUACCUCUUGAGUCCAUUGUUCAAUCAGAUCUUCAUAACUCAAGCUCUUUCAUCAGCCUAUGAACCUGAAGAAAUAAGAUCAAACUGUUUCUAUUUCUCAAUUUCUGAAUUGUAAUUUUUAUGUAUGUUAUUAUUAUUUACUCUUGUUACUUUAAGAUUUAAAUUAUAAUAUCGACAUAUGAUAAAAAAGAGUAUUUAUUUCUUUC